Molecule: messenger RNA, 522 nt
Organism: Beta vulgaris subsp. vulgaris (sugar beet)
Lineage: Eukaryota; Viridiplantae; Streptophyta; Magnoliopsida; Caryophyllales; Amaranthaceae
Exons: 1
Coding region: 1-522 (173 amino acids)
Source: RefSeq, a predicted model, not a curated record
AUGGAGGGGAAGCCUAAUGUUCAGUGGGGAAAAGCAAUUUUGAACAGAAUGAGUCUGCCAAAACAUAAAUUCAUUGCUUGGAUUGGCAUUCAAGCAAGAUUGAAAACAAAAGAUAAGUUGUAUAAGUUCAAUAUAAGCCCUGAUGAUAGGUGUUGCUUAUGUGGAGUUGAAACAGGAAGUCAUGCACAUUUGUUUUUCAACUGUGUUUAUAGCAAGGAAUUGCUCAAGAAGCUUCUUACCCGGGUGGGUGUUAACUAUGCAACGAGGUCAAUUCAGCAGUGGUUUAUAUGGAUUAGAAGCAAUUAUAGUGGGUCCAAAAUGAGAAAGAGCAUCUUGUGCAUUGUGAUUGCUGCUGCAAUCUAUCAGAUAUGGAAGAAUAGGAAUACUGCUUAUUGGUAUUCCAAAGUGUACAACAUAGAUUACAUACUUACAGAUACAAAAUAUAUAGUGAAGCACAGAAUCAAUAUGUGUAAAUCUGCAAAAUGGAGUAGUGUAGAUAUUAGAUGGAUGGAUGCUUUGUAA